Eremothecium gossypii ATCC 10895 is the source of this 507-nucleotide messenger RNA. RefSeq names its product Egd2p (gene EGD2). The record is from RefSeq and is marked provisional. The transcript has a single exon. Gene Ontology annotation, cellular component: nascent polypeptide-associated complex; cytoplasm. Gene Ontology annotation, biological process: protein targeting to membrane. NCBI's taxonomy places the organism in Eukaryota, Fungi, Ascomycota, Saccharomycetes, Saccharomycetales, Saccharomycetaceae. Bases 1 to 507 code for a protein of 168 amino acids.
AUGUCAGAAAUUCCAGAGAACUCCAAAGUUUCUAUCUACAGCAAGAAUGAGAAGAAGGCUAGAGAAUUGAUUCAGAAAUUCUCUAUGAAGCCAAUGCCUGGCAUCACAAGGGUGACAUUCAGAAAGAAGAACAACCAGAUCUUUGCCAUUGACAACCCAGACGUUUACAAGACCCAAGGUGGUAACUACGUGGUCUUUGGUGAGCCAAAGGUCGACGAUUUCACUCGUCGUUUGGCCCGUGCGCAGCAGCAAGCUGCAAGUGCGGCCAAGGACCCACAGUCUAUCCAGGCAGACAUGGCCGCCGCCGCCGCCGCCCCAGCUGCUCCAGCUGCCCCAGCUGCUGCCCCAGAGGAGGACGAAGCUGGACAGGUUGACGAGUCCGGCUUGGAUGGCCAGGACAUCGAGCUCGUUAUGCAACAGGCAAACGUUUCCAGAAACAAGGCUGUGAAGGCUUUGCGGGAGCACAACUCGGAUAUCGUGAAUGCCAUUAUGUCGCUGUCAAAGUGA